Messenger RNA from Mollisia scopiformis, 706 nucleotides. RefSeq lists its product as uncharacterized. NCBI's taxonomy places the organism in Eukaryota, Fungi, Ascomycota, Leotiomycetes, Helotiales, Mollisiaceae. The coding region runs from base 1 to 231 and encodes 76 amino acids. The record is from RefSeq and is a predicted model, not a curated record. The transcript has 2 exons.
AUGUCUGCCCUUCCACGAUUCUGGUCGCAACCUUUGCGGUACUUCCGAUGGGCUGCAAUUGAGAAGCCAGCUAUCUUCUACUCCCUCAUUAUCGGUACUAUGGGACCUGUCACUAUCGUUGUUGUGCCACCGAUCAGGAAGUGGUUGGGAGAUGGACCAAGACCGGAGAUACCACUCACGUACCCAAUUCCUACGACGCCCAGAAAGACGCUCGAUGGCUACGAUGAUUAGAAUUCAACCAGGGAUUAUGGAGAUGAGGAUGCAUGACAAAGGAGCAUAUUGUACAUAGGAUGGCGUUAGACAAUGGAAGACUCUUCGAUACCUGCAUUAGCACAUUCUCAAUUAGAGCAUAGCUCUGGAUUUGUUCAUACUACUUGUACCUCGAUGUUGUUACCGUGCCAAAGGUAUCUGGAAAGGAGAUGAGAGCGCUAUGGAAACGUUGGGCAAGGUUCCAUGCAUGUUUCUCUGGCCUGUGGAGAAAGGUCUUGCACAACUCAUUACCAUGAAUUCCCUAUUCUUGAGCAUGUCCUUUGCUAUGAAUCUGCAGAAGACUAUAGGUGUCUUGGACCCGUUAUGUUUCUGUGAACUUUGAUGUUCCUUUCCACAGCGUAUGGGGAACAGAAAUUGCCAUGUCCAGCAAGUAUUCUUAAGUCAGGGAUGUACAAGAAGCAGAAAUUGUUUGAUUGGUAUUCUACGGAGGGAGAGC